This is a messenger RNA of Gopherus flavomarginatus (Mexican gopher tortoise), 2195 nucleotides long. RefSeq names its product solute carrier family 39 member 2 (gene SLC39A2). Gene Ontology annotation, molecular function: zinc ion transmembrane transporter activity. The transcript is spliced from 4 exons. Lineage: Eukaryota; Metazoa; Chordata; Testudines; Testudinidae. Gene Ontology annotation, biological process: zinc ion transmembrane transport. Gene Ontology annotation, cellular component: plasma membrane. The record is from RefSeq and is a predicted model, not a curated record. Bases 491 to 1492 code for a protein of 333 amino acids.
GGGAGGUGGUUAUUCACUCCGGAGCUGGGAGGCACUGGGGAAGGUGUCAGGAGCAGAGCAGGAGAGGAAGCAAGAAGCAACAGAGAUACGGUGAAAGGGAGGGAGAAGGAGGGAAGGAAGGAGAAGUGGAAGGCAGAGGAGCAGAUGGAAUGAGGUAGGGAUGGGAAGAAAGGAGGAGAGGAGGAUGGCCAGGGAACCGGGGAUGGCCUGACACAGCCUGUGCGGCACAGCAUCUCCCACUGAUUCCCGGGGCUUUGAAGGGUCCCCGGCCAAGCCUGGGUUCGGCUGAGGGCUCAACGCCAGCUUGGGCUGCCUAGGAUUAGAGUUAGAGUCAUCCGUGGUGGGGGUCUCCCUAGCCUGGGACGGGUUAGGUGAGGGGGGACAGGAGAGGACGAGCUAGCAGGGCAUUGUGGAGGAGGGGCUGUAGGGUGUGAGCCCAGGGUAAGGCCCAGCUGUAUCACCUGGCCCAGCCCUCCUGGCACCUGCGCAGAUGGAGCCGCUCCUGACGGUGAAGAUCGGCUGCCUGGUGGCUCUGCUGUUCAUCACCCUUGUCUGUGGCCUCAUCCCGGCCCAGGUCAAGUGGUUCCAAAUCAAAGCAGCUAAAGGGCGGCACCGGCGCAUCCUGAGCUUCAUCGGCUGCUUCGCAGCAGGGGUCUUCCUGGGUGCCUGUCUCAUGCACACAGCCGCCGAUGCGCUGACAGACAUCCAGGGGGAGCUGGGCAAGCGGCUGCAGCAGGCUGCCGCUGGGCAGAACCUGACUGGGACACAGAACGACUCGUCUAGGGCCAGUGCCUGUGUGGCUGAGCUGGAUUAUCCCUUUGCGGAGCUCGUCAUCUCCCUCGGCUUCUUUCUUGUCUUCCUCACCGAGAGCCUGGUGCUGCACUGCUGCCACGUGGCUCCACCAUCCCACGGGGCCCCGGGCAAGGACCCUGCUUGCUCAGCUCCCAGUGCCCCCUCCGUCCCGCACUCCCAUGGGGCCACGGCACCCAGCGUCCCCUCUGUCCCACACUCCCACGGGGUCCCGGUGCCUGGCGGCCCCUCACCUGGCUCCUUCCGGGCCCUGGUGCUCUUCAUCACGCUUUCGCUGCACUCACUCUUUGAGGGGCUGGCGGUGGGGGUGCAGCAGGGCGAGGCGGGGGCCCUCCAGCUUUGCCUGGCUGUGCUGGCCCACAAAGGUGUGAUCGCCUUCAGCCUGGGGCUGCAGCUGGUGCAGAGUGGCACCCGGCCCCGCUGGAGGCUGCUCUACCUGGGCAUCUUCGCCCUCAUGUCCCCCUGUGGCAUGGCCAUUGGCAUCGGGCUCUCGCUCUCAGGCGGGGCAGCCGGCGGGCUGGCCAUGGCCCUGGUAGAAGGGGUGGCGGCCGGCACCUUCCUGUACAUCACCUUCCUGGAGAUCCUGCCCCACGAGCUGAGCUCCCACGAGCCACCCCUGGCCAAGUUCUCCUUCAUUGCCCUGGGCUUCAGCGUCAUGGCCACCAUUGCCAUCUGGGCCUGAGGGGGAGGCAGGGGUGGGUGGGGACUCCAGGGGCCAUGCCCUGUAGAGACUGACCCCAAACGGCCUGUCCCCUCUAGGGGGCAUCAGCUCCCAUCUGGCCCCACGGCAGGGACUGGCUGGAUCAGGGGUUGGGGAAUAGGACAUGGGACCUUUCCCAUCUAGGGCUGUCUCGGAGGGCUGGGGACAUGGGGCUUUCCCCUCUAGGGGGUGCUGGCUCCCAUCCGGCCCCAGGGUGGGGACUGGCUGCCUCGGAGGUCUGGGGACACGAGGCCUUUCCACUCCUGGGGGCCUUUAGCUCAGGCAGUACAGGCUCAUGGGCUUUGCAUCAGGGGUGGUGGGUGUAAUUCCCCGCUGCUGGUUACCCUUCCCACAGCAUGGUGUUACAGAGCUGAACUCCCUCCUGCUCUCCAGGGCUACGGCCCAUGGGCAGUACUGUAUCAACCCCUCAGCUCACCCCUUCCUCCAGGGCUGAGGCUGCCAAGGCUGCAAUUGACCCAUGGAACAAACUCCCCGGGACCUUUCGGGAAGAUGCUUUCGCCAAAGGCCCAUUCCUGGGGGAGCUGGGUGGAAUUUAGCAGCCUGGGCUAGACAGGAGGUUGGACUGAAGCUUGGUGGCCUUCUGAGCGCCCAGCUCAUGGAUGUCUGUUCUUUGAGCCCGUUCCUUCAAUGGAUGUUGCCGCUGAAAUAAAGCAUGUGUGUUUUG